This is a messenger RNA of Sabethes cyaneus, 2578 nucleotides long. It is a transcript of the gene Alg11, whose product is annotated as GDP-Man:Man(3)GlcNAc(2)-PP-Dol alpha-1,2-mannosyltransferase. Bases 179 to 1630 code for a protein of 483 amino acids. Lineage: Eukaryota; Metazoa; Arthropoda; Insecta; Diptera; Culicidae. Gene Ontology annotation, biological process: protein N-linked glycosylation. The record is from RefSeq and is a predicted model, not a curated record. Gene Ontology annotation, cellular component: endoplasmic reticulum membrane. Gene Ontology annotation, molecular function: GDP-Man:Man(3)GlcNAc(2)-PP-Dol alpha-1,2-mannosyltransferase activity. The transcript is spliced from 4 exons.
GAACAUAAACCGCACGUAAACAAACAAUCUGGAUCUCAAAGGCCAGCAGCAUUGCGGAUAAAGUCGCUUUUUUACUGUAAUAGGAAUAAUACUGUAUAGAAAAUCAAUAACUUGCCGUAUCCGUAUACUGAUUGCGUCUCUUUUAAUUAGUCAUUUUUAUUGAAAUCACGGCAAAGUUAUGUUGUGCGUCUGUAACCUGGUAUAUGUGCUGCUUUUUAUCGGUUCAUUCAGUUUAAUCAGCUUGUUGACAAUCUUUUUACUUCUGAGACAACUGAUAAAAAAACAGAAAAUCAAACGUCGCGCUAACAACGAUAAUGAUAAGUAUGUGGCCCUCUUUCAUCCAUACUGUAACGCCGGAGGAGGCGGUGAACGUGUUCUUUGGUGUGCCAUUCGAGCAUUGCAAAACAAGUACGAGGGUAUAAAGCUGUUUGUGUAUACCGGAGAUUUAGAAGCAACUGGAAAAGAAAUUUUAGACAAGGCGGAACGAACAUUCAACUUGAGCCUUGAUAGGGAUAGAAUACAGUUUGUCUAUUUGAAAAACAGAAGAUGGAUCGAAGCGAAACGUUACCCAUACUUUACGCUACUUGGUCAAAGUUUUGGCUCAAUGCUUCUAGCCAUGGAGGCAUUACUCAGCCUACAGCCUGAUAUUUAUAUUGAUACUAUGGGGUAUGCAUUCACUUAUCCAAUAUUUUCAUACCUGGGAGGAUGCAAAAUUGGUUGCUAUACGCAUUACCCGACAAUAAGCACCGAUAUGUUGCGAAGAGUUCAAAAUCAUGUCAAUAGUUACAACAAUCGAAGCUAUGUAACAAAAAAUCCGUUUGCCACUUGGAUAAAGAUAGUUUAUUAUCGUAUAUUUUCUAAAAUCUACGGAAAUGUUGGUCGCUGCGCGGACACGAUUAUGGUAAAUUCCAGUUGGACUGAAAACCACAUAAUUGCGCUGUGGGAGGUACCAUAUAAAACACAUCGGGUUUAUCCUCCUUGCGAGGUGACUCAUCUGAAAAACUUGCAAUCACUUGCCAGCGCGCAUGAUAAAAUCAUCAUUUUGUCAGUAGGGCAAUUUCGUCCUGAAAAAGAUCAUCCAUUGCAGCUUCAAGCGAUGUAUGAAUUGAGAACAAUGUUGAAUAAGGACGAAGCGUUGUGGAAUAGGUUGCGAUUGAUGAUCGUUGGGUCUUGCCGGGAUGAUGAAGAUCGAGAACGUGUGAAGAACAUGCAGGACUUUGCUAAACAUCUAUCAUUGGAGAAUUCAGUUGAGUUUAGGGUAAAUGUAUCCUAUCAGGAGCUUAUUCAGUGCUACCAAGUUGCUACCAUUGGGUUGCAUGCAAUGUGGAAUGAACACUUCGGUAUCAGUGUGGUGGACUGUAUGGCAGCUGGGUUAAUUAUGGUAGCUAACAGAUCUGGCGGGCCGCUGAUGGACAUAGUUGAAACUUCAGAAGGUAGUCAAAAUGGUUUUCUAGCCAUCGACGCUUACGAUUACGCUCGCUGUAUUGCUACUAUACUCUAUAACAGUCGAGAGCAGAAUUGUAGAAUUCGGGAGGCUGCCCGUGCGUCUGUUGAUCGGUUCUCGGAAACAGAGUUCGAAGCUGGGUUUCUUAGGGCCAUCUCUACUAUCUUAGAUGAUAAAGGAAACUAAUUAGCGAACUUACUUAUAUCUGACUGUUUGAAAAUUACAAAAUGGUUUGAAAAUUAGUCACACGAAUAUAAAAAGGUUCAAGCGUUGCACUUUAGCCAGCUAAAUUAAAUUGCGGAUAAAAUUGACACCUCAGCGGAUGCUACUAUUCACGUAAAUGUAAUACAGUUAGAAACAAGUGUCGUUCGAUUUUCCGAAAACUUUUCCCAAUUGCCAAGGAGCGGAAUUGAUGAAUUAUUUUCAAUCAAUAUAAUAAAUUAGACAACUUUCACGGCGAUGGUAGUUCCAACGCAAUACAGCAGAAACCAGCAAAGACAGGACCAGCAGAUAGGCAGGUGUGAAUGCCAUUAACAUUUCGAGGACUAGGUUGGUUAUUGGUUGCAUUCGUUGGUAAUUGUUCGCAACGGUUUUAUUCCCGAUGAAGUAUAUUACACUGGAUUUUCACUGCGUUUGCUAUUGACAAGCGAAUUGGCAGCAGUUAGAAUAUUUCUGGAAAAAGUUUUUUGUCGUAGCUCCACGUUCUUCCGCUUCGAAAGUGUGGGUGUAGUAAAAGUAACAUUUGAACGAAUUCAAUCACUUUGGAUCUGGUCAGGUCAGUCGAUCAGCACAAGGAAGGACGACGGUUGCUCCCGGCUUUGAAAGUUUGACAUCGUUCAAUGUUACCGAAGGGUAAAGUUUUCUGUGUAAAACUGAAAUUGAAUUUAAUUAAGCGCUCUAUUGUAUGAGCCUGGCAUGCGAAAUUGUCGUCCAUAGAAGCCAACUGGAAAUGAUGGAAAUAGUUUGUAAUUUGGUCGAUUUGAAAGUCGAUUAUAGAGAGUGGAUAGUUGAGUGCCCAUUUUGCCCUGUAGUAGUUACGUCUGCAUAAACCAAUUUCGAAGAAAAACACGUAAGUAAAUAUAAAAAGGACUAUUGAAAGCAUCUGGAACGUUUAUAGAUUAUUCUGAUAUUAAA